AUGAAUUCCAAACUUACAUGGAUUUUUCUAGCUGUGAUGCUGCUUUACCUUGUUACCUGGACCAGUGCAUUCACAGCCGGCGCCGCGAAGCCAAAAACUGGUAAACGGGAGUUCUCAAGCGAUCAGGAGGUAUUCCACGUUUUCAUGUCCAUUACAGUCUUUUAAGCGUAAAUCAAGCUUUUAAUUGUUACAUGUAAACUCAAUGUAUUUUCCAUCAGGUCGUCAUUCCAAAGGUUGACGCGCUUGCGCAUUCGUUCCUCGUCAACGGUUUGUAAUCAGUCAGUGGGACCGGGUGAAAACCAAUUUCCAGUCCUAAUAAGCCUUGCUGGCUAAAAAUACCCUCCAGGAGCCUCUAUGAACCCUUCGUUUGGUGCCACUGUUGAAGAUGUAUCUUAAGGUUUCCAAUCAAAAUGUUCGCGUUCUGAAUGAAAGCCUUUGAAAAAAAUUUCUCUAACCUUCCGCCCUGUCAUGUCGCCUAUCGACUUCUUUUGCCAGCGAUUUCGUACACUGUUAAAGACACUGUAGAACUAGUUUCUCAACAGCAUUAAUUGCAUUUUAACGAAAAAUAAAAGGUCGAAGGGUUUCUCGCUUUCUAAAUUAAGUAACUUCUAUACCCCCAAAGCCAAUUUUGGAGACUUACUUAAUUAGUUCUAACUUGCUGAAUUUGGGCAAAAUCAUGUAUAAUUCAAAGGAAAUCUUCGCAGCAUGCAGUUUUUCAGCACUGAUUAUGCUAAAGUCAAUUUUCGAUUGGCGAAAACAAAUCUUCCUUACUAACUUACUUCCUGAGGCCGGGAAUCAUCCCGAGCCAUCCUAAAAGAUCUUUCCGCACGACCUGAUCAAGCAUUGCACCUCUUAUCUCUUUGAUAUUCUUUAGUCCAGUGUCAGCCUUGAUGCUGUCAAUGUAUGUAGUUCUUGGUCUACCUCCUCUUUAUGAUUAAUUUAAAACGGAUUUUUUCCUAGCUGCAACGAAAUUCAAACAAACCAUAUUUCGCUACAAGCCAAACUGCCCAAUCGAUUUGUCGAUAAAAAAGCGGGCAAGUUGCCCGCUUUUUUAGGUUAGAAAUUAAUUAGAAUGGCUAAUUCAGCAGUCGGUAGAAAAAUCUUAUCUAAGUUUGAAUUGCGAAUCAGUUUCAAGCUUUGAUCUUUACCGAUAACAUAUGUUUUGACCUUGAUGUGCCCUUAUAAUGAACGCAAAUAUAUCUCAUUCAAGAAUGAGGGUCAUUUUCUAGGCCUCGCUGGGAUCUGGGUCGAAACACUGGAUUUCAAUUAAACUAGACAUCAGUAGUAGACUUGGGUGAAAUUACUAAUCAUACCGUGCCUGUUCAAAACCCCGAGAUUUUUCCAAGAAUAUGGUGACAGAAUCUGUUGCUAUGUCUAAAAGGUAAUACACUGUAACGAAUAAUAACGCUUUCAAAAUUUGACCAACCUGCGACCUAAGAUAAUCAGGGACAAGGCAUCAGGAGUUCAAAGCAAAUAACCGAAACCAGGAAAUAAGGACACAGGAUGAAAGAGGAAUGCAAGUAUCAUGCACACUUAACUUCAAGGACAGCAGGAGAUAUAUUGGUCGAUAUUUUGAAAAAUAAAUCAAGCAAAGAAGCAAAAUAAAUAGAUAAAAAAAAUAAAUUCCCUGUUUCGGACUGCAGUACUUCGCUGUCUUUUUUUUUUGCUACUCGUCAAGCGCUUAAAACAUGGUUCAAGUUAUCGAGGGUAUAACUAUACAGAAAUGAUGUAAAGAGAAACAAAAAUUACUUCCAGUUAGCGGGAGGUUUAAGUUAUCAAGGGUUUGAGUUACCGAGUGUAAAAUUACAGUACAAAUUUGAAGGAAAUCCAGGGGAAAUCAAGAGUUAGCGCGAGGUUCGAAUUGGCUCUGAGGGCUCGGGUUGUCGAGAGUCAACUGUAUCUUUAUGUGUAAUUCAGUUCCCAACAGCCCCUCCUCCUCCUCCCUUGAAACAUAGCGGGUCGCUUUUAACAAGGAACCUUGGUACACGACCUUUUGAUUGAACAUUUCUUAAUCUAUAUUUUAUCCUUUUUAUAUUAGGCAGACUACGUACCGAGAGAAUUGUGCGAGAGAGCCUAUCCUUGUAAAAGAGAAUACGGGACAGGAAUCUUUCGCAGAGAAGUUCCAGGACCAGAAAGAAACAGAGUCGUACAAUAUUAAUGGCGAGAUG
Molecule: messenger RNA, 2168 nt
Organism: Porites evermanni
Lineage: Eukaryota; Metazoa; Cnidaria; Anthozoa; Scleractinia; Poritidae
Source: the annotation of a GenBank genome assembly